AUGAACGUAUCGAAUAAACUCUAUUCUCGUGGUGGUAAAAGUGGAGAAGGUUAUGUUGGUAUUAAAGAAGUUGUUAAUUUAUUGUCAUCAAUCAAUGAUCAUUAUCCUCAUUUCUAUACUGCAGAAGAACAUGCACUUCUAUUUCAAAAUGCUGAUAAUAUCCAACAACGAAUGAGAGUAAAAGUAUCUGCAGCAUAUCUUAAACAUGCACUUAAUAUACCAACAAAUGCAAAACAUCCAAAUCCAAUAUUAAAAGUUGUCAUGCCAAAAAUUGACGAAAUUAAUGAUACUGUUGGAGAAAAUGAUCCAUCUAAUCAAAAUCGUUUUUCUUUUGUGCCUGGUUUGUUACACAAAUAUGAAAUGCUUUUAGCAUAUGUUUCUAUCAAUUGUUCAUCACAUUGCAGAUAUUGUUAUAGAUUAGACUUGUUCUCCGGUAUAUCAUCUAAAGAAAAAGCAAAUAUGCUACAAGUAGCUUCCUAUAUAAAAACCUUUAAUAACCUUAUUGAUAAAGUUAAACAAGAGGACAGUUGUUGGGAUGAAAAAACUCGAGUAUGGGUUCAUAAAAAAUCAGGUGAAUCUUUAUUUCAUAUUCGUGAAAUUCUUUUUUCUGGUGGUGAUCCAAUGAAUUUACCAAAUAGUACUCUUAUACGAUAUAUGGUUUUAAUGGCUGAAGCUGGUAUAAAAACUAUACGAAUUGGUACGAAAGAAUUAGUAUUUAAUCCAGACAGAUUUGACAAAGAUUUUUGGAAUGCAUUAGAUUUAUUUCAUAAAUACUAUAAUGACAUACGUAUAGAAUUUGUAGGACAUUAUGUACAUCCAUAUGAAUUGAUAGAUCCAAAGACUAAUGCACAAGGCGAAUAUGAAUAUGAUAUUCAUGCAGAAUAUCAUGUUCGUGAUAAUAUCAAACAUGUAUUGAAUGCUAUGAAUGAACGAAGGACUUGGAUUGGACACAUCAAUCAAUUUCCUAUAAUUGCUGGAAUCAAUGAUUCUCCUGAUAUAUUACGAUUACUUAUGUAUUGGACGAAUAGAUUAUCCAUUACAAUGCAUAAUAUUUAUGCAUGUCGAGAAAUUAUUGGUCAUAAAUAUUUUCGUAAAGAAAAUACAAUUGAAGUACAGUAUAAACUAGUUGAACAAGCAAAAAUUGGUCUUUCAGGAAUAGAAAAUCAUGGUCGUCUUAUUAUGUCAACAGAAUAUGGUAAAAUGGAAGUAAUUGGAUUGGAAAAAAAUUCAGUAUUAUUAAGAAUAAACCGUUUUAUGCAUGGAAAAAAAUAUAAUAAUUCAUUGAUUAAAGUUGAUUUAAAUAGAUUAAAACCUGAACAGAAAUUUUAUUGGUUAACAAAUGAUAUUAUCCAAACAGCUUUAACUCCUGAAUCUAGAAUUCUUCUAAAUGAAGACUAUUCGUUUAUCAAAGAACUUAAAAAGAUGGCAGCAGCUCAUGUAUCAAAAACUAAAAAGACUUUUUGUAAGAUGAACGGUCAAGUAACGAUUGAAGUUAUUGGAGAGAAUAGUGUACCUAAUAAAAUUAACGUCAACUUAAAUGACUCGAAAAUGACAUUAGCAACAGUUCUUGCAGAACAUGGAAUUGUCGAAGCAGCGUGUCAAGAAAAAUUAUCAUGUUGUACAUGUGUUGGUACAGUGGAAACGAUACCAGUCGAUGUUCUUUCUCCACCAACAGAAGAUGAAAUGGAUAUAACAGAUACAGUUAUAAAAAGCUUCUCCUUAGAAGGAACACAAUUACAACAAAAAGUACGUGUAUUGAAUGAUUCGUUUGAUAAACAAUUAUCAUCAAAUAUACAAACAUUAGCAAAACAGGAAAAUACUGAUUUAUUUAUCCUAUCUAUGCGACAAGGACAAGAAAUAUUUGCAAGAUGUUAUCUUCAACAAACAAUUACAGUUCUGAUGGCUACUUCUUAA
Molecule: messenger RNA, 1914 nt
Organism: Rotaria sp. Silwood1
Lineage: Eukaryota; Metazoa; Rotifera; Eurotatoria; Philodinida; Philodinidae
Source: the annotation of a GenBank genome assembly